Molecule: messenger RNA, 5252 nt
Organism: Drosophila bipectinata
Lineage: Eukaryota; Metazoa; Arthropoda; Insecta; Diptera; Drosophilidae
Gene: Elk
Product: Eag-like K[+] channel
Biological process (GO): regulation of membrane potential; potassium ion transmembrane transport
Cellular component (GO): plasma membrane
Molecular function (GO): voltage-gated potassium channel activity
Source: RefSeq, a predicted model, not a curated record
GUGACUUCGAUAGGCGGACGUGGCAAAAGGCGGCAUAGAGCAAGCAGCAACAGGCGACAGGCGUCGGCAAACCGAGAGUUGUACCUCCCAACCAACAACAAAAAAAAAUAAAUAAAAAAAUAAAUAAACCCAAAAACAACAACAACAGGCACUCAUCCUUCAUCGUCGGUUAAAAAAAGCAUUGCCACGCCCCAAGCAGCGCUUUUUAAGGCGCACCGGCCCCACCAUUCCCAUGCCAGCCCGCAAGGGGCUGCUAGCGCCCCAGAACACAUUCCUGGACACAAUCGCCACCCGCUUCGAUGGCACUCACUCGAACUUUGUGCUCGGCAAUGCGCAGGCAAAUGGCAAUCCAAUUGUUUAUUGCUCGGAUGGGUUCGUGGAUUUGACAGGAUAUUCACGCGCGCAAAUUAUGCAAAAGGGCUGCUCAUGUCAUUUCCUUUACGGACCGGAUACGAAGGAGGAGCACAAACAGCAAAUUGAGAAAAGUCUCUCCAAUAAGAUGGAACUGAAGCUGGAGGUUAUUUUCUACAAGAAGGAAGGUGCUCCGUUCUGGUGCCUCUUCGAUAUUGUACCCAUUAAGAACGAGAAGCGGGAUGUGGUGCUCUUUUUGGCCUCCCACAAGGACAUCACGCACACCAAGAUGCUCGAGAUGAAUGUGAACGAGGAAUGUGAUAGCGUUUUUGCCCUUACAGCUGCACUGCUGGGCGCGCGGUUCCGGGCCGGCUCGAAUGCCGGAAUGCUGGGCCUGGGCGGACUGCCCGGAUUGGGCGGUCCUGCCGCUACCGACGGCGACGCGGAGGCGGGCGAGGGCAACAAUCUGGACGUACCUGCCGGCUGCAACAUGGGUCGCCGGCGCAGUCGUGCGGUCCUCUACCAGCUCUCCGGGCACUACAAGCCGGAGAAGGGCGGCGUCAAGACCAAAUUGAAGCUGGGAAAUAACUUUAUGCAUUCGACGGAGGCGCCAUUUCCCGAGUACAAAACCCAGUCGAUAAAAAAGUCACGCCUGAUUCUGCCCCACUACGGCGUGUUCAAGGGCAUCUGGGACUGGGUGAUUCUGGUGGCCACCUUCUACGUGGCACUGAUGGUGCCCUACAAUGCAGCCUUUGCGAAGGCCGAUCGCCAGACGAUGGUCUCCGAUGUGAUUGUGGAGGCGCUCUUCAUAGUGGAUAUUCUGCUGAACUUCCGCACCACUUUUGUGUCCCGCAAGGGCGAGGUUGUCUCCAAUUCGAAGCAGAUUGCCAUCAAUUACUUUCGUGGCUGGUUUGCCCUGGACCUGCUGGCCGCCCUGCCAUUUGAUCACCUGUACGCCUCCGAUUUGUACGACGGCGAGGAGUCACACAUCCAUCUUGUAAAAUUGACGCGUCUGUUGCGGCUCGCUCGACUGUUGCAAAAAAUUGAUCGAUAUUCGCAGCACACGGCCAUGAUACUGACAUUGCUGAUGUUCUCCUUCACGCUGGCCGCUCAUUGGUUGGCCUGCAUCUGGUAUGUGAUAGCGGUCAAGGAGUACGAGUGGUUCCCCGAGAGCAACAUUGUAUUCUUCACAGGUUGGCUGCAGCUUCUGGCGGAGAGAAAGAAUGCCUCCGUGGCCAUUUUGACCACGGCGGAAACGUACUCCACGGCCCUGUACUUCACCUUCACCAGCUUGACUUCGGUGGGAUUCGGCAAUGUUUCGGCGAAUACAACGGCCGAAAAAGUCUUCACCAUCAUCAUGAUGCUUAUUGGCGCCCUGAUGCAUGCCGUGGUCUUCGGUAACGUGACUGCCAUCAUCCAAAGGAUGUACUCCCGACGUUCGCUCUACGAGAGCAAAUGGCGCGACCUAAAGGACUUUGUGGCCCUGCACAAUAUGCCAAAGGAACUGAAGCAGCGCAUCGAGGACUACUUCCAGACAUCCUGGUCGCUCAGUCACGGCAUUGACAUAUAUGAGACGCUACGCGAAUUUCCCGAGGAGCUUCGUGGCGACGUUUCCAUGCAUCUACAUCGUGAAAUAUUACAGCUGCCGAUAUUUGAGGCGGCCUCACAGGGCUGCCUAAAACUUUUGUCGCUGCACAUAAAGACGAAUUUCUGUGCACCCGGCGAGUAUCUGAUCCACAAAGGCGAUGCUCUCAACUAUAUCUACUAUCUGUGCAAUGGUUCCAUGGAGGUGAUCAAGGACGAUAUGGUGGUGGCCAUUUUGGGUAAGGGAGACCUCGUGGGCUCCGACAUCAAUGUGCACCUGGUGGCCACUAGCAACGGCCAAAUGACCGCCACCACCAACAGCGCUGGCCAGGAUGUUGUCGUUCGCAGCAGCAGCGACAUCAAGGCGCUCACCUACUGCGAUCUGAAGUGCAUCCACAUGGGCGGUCUGGUGGAGGUGCUGCGUCUUUAUCCGGAGUACCAGCAACAGUUCGCCAACGACAUCCAGCACGAUCUGACCUUCAACCUGAGGGAGGGCUAUGAGAACCAGGACUCCGACAUCGGUCCCUCGUUUCCUUUGCCCAGCAUCAGUGAGGAUGAUGAGAACCGCGAGGAUGCAGACGACAAUGCCAAAAACGAUAAGGAUAAUGGUGGGGGACCAGCCCCUGGAGCCUCGCCUUUGCACAACUUGAGCAAUUCCCCGCUGCAUGCCACUCGGUCUCCUCUUCUGGGCAUGGGGAGCCCGAGGAAUCAGCGGUUGCACCAGAGAGGACGAUCCCUAAUAACCCUGCGGGAGACGAAUAAGCGACACAGGACACCGCUUAAUGCAGCCUGCAGCCUGGAUCGCGGUUCCUUUGAGGAGCCAGAGCCCCUGGAGGAGGAACCGGGAGGCGGCAAGCGGCCAUCCUUGGAGCGGCUGGACUCCCAGGUGUCCACUCUCCAUCAGGACGUGGCUCAACUGAGCGCCGAGGUGCGCAACGCUAUCAGCGCCCUGCAGGAGAUGACCUUCACCUCGAAUGCCAUGACCUCACACAGUUCUUUGAAGUUUCCGCCAGCCAGGUCUAUUCCAAAUAUCUGUGGUCUGGCACCCACAAGAGCUGGGGACUCCGUGGAUCACGGCUUGAUGGGCGGACCUUUGGGCGGCAUUAUUGGUGCCGCUGAAAUGGCAGCAAUUCAGAGAUCAUCUUCGCAUCCGCCGGAAGUAUGGGGCAGGGAUGUCCAGCUGCCCCCGACGAAUCCAGUCGCCUCCAAGCCUGCUUCUCCGGUGGAACCCAGUAAGACAAUGUCCAGUAGAAGCUGCCAAACGGAUUUCUAUCGAAUAGACUUUCCCACAUUUGAACGCUUCGUGUUGGCCAAUCCUCGCUUGGUCUUGGGCCUCCUCGGCAUCGAACCCACGAUCAAAAACGAGAUGGAGCUGCUGCAGCAAAAGCAGACUUUGCAGAUAUCGCCUCUGAAUACAAUAGACGAAUGUGCUUCGCCAGCGGAUCCCAAUUUGGCCAGUUCCAAGGAGAGAUUGAUUGGAUCCGCUCCGACAACGUCACCUGGAAGGAUUUAUCCACCUCUGGACGACGAGAACUCCAACGACUUCCGCUGGACAAUGAAGCAUUCCGCCAGUCAUCACAGUUGCUGCAAAAGCACUGAUGCCCUUCUGAGUCCUGAGGAACCUCAGCCUCCACCGAUUACGCAGGAGGGGAAACCUCCAGGAAUGGCUGCCACUUCUGGCCAGGAGACACGAUCCAAGAGGAGCUGUCGCCGCAGCGCCAGUGGCAGCAACUCCAGCCUGUCCAGCACCAGCUCCAGCUCGAAUAGCUGCCUCGUCAGCCAGAGCACUGGCAACCUGACCACCACCAACGCCUCGGUGCACUGCAGUCUCAGCAGUCAGAGCGUGGCCAGUGCGGCCACCACGAGGAGGGCUUCCUGGAAGCUGCAGCACUCGAGAAGCGGCGAGUACCGCCGCCUUUCGGAGGCCACCGCUGAGUACUCCCCCCCUGCCAAGACCCCUGUUCCAGUUUCCGGCUUGAGCUACAGCGGUGCGGACGAGGAGGAGAGCGUGGAGCUGCUGGGCCCGCGACGGAAUUCCAGGCCCAUCCUUUUGGGAGUGACCCAGAAUCAGGGUCAAGGGCAGGCAAUGAAUUACCGAUUUUCGGCGGGGGACGCCGAUAAACUGGAAAAGGGUCUGCGGGGCCUUCCAUCCACACGCUCACUGCGAGAUCCCAGCGGCAAGUAGGAUGGGAUGCCUGGAUGGGGUGCCCUCUACAUGCAACCCGCCAACACGCGUGAUUUAUGUCCUAAUUAAUACUGAAACACAAAGACGCUUGUAUAUUUAAUAUCUCUAAGAUACACUCACACACACACGAGUUUGGUUGUUCAUUUGCUCCCCCCUGGAAUUGUACCUAUUAGGCACACAUACAUAUUAUGAAGCAUAUCAGAGAAACAAAAGGAAUAUCUCUAACAGCCACGAAUUAUUUAUUUUUGUAAACCGCAUCGGGAAUCGUUAAGCAGUUUGCUCCAAAAAGAAUAAUGAGGCAGUUAAGGUUGAAGAGGCGGAAGUACAAAGCUGAGAGACCUCCUAAACAAUUAUAUAUAUUUUUCAACAAAAUAUAAAAACAUAUAUCAGAAAAUAGAGAAAACACAAAUGGUGAAAUCUUUGAAGUCAUUUGGGAAGUUUUUUGGGAAUUAGAUGUGUGAUUCCUUCGAAUAAAUAUUGAAAAGUAAAUGUCUUCAAAGUAUUAGUAUUUUGUUCAUCCAAGCCUUAGUUAAACAUUUAUAUUAUUCGUAUAUAGAGUAUAAAAAUUGGUAGACAUCUAAGUUGGAAAUCCAUUCUAGUCAUUGAUAAUCGACAAUCUUGUGCUAACCAUAUAAUCCAACGGGCAGGGAAACACUUCAAAAGUGAACUCUCUGGCUUUUGGUGAAAAAGUGAUUUUGUGAUUCCAAGCACGGAGAGGCAACUGACAGCUCAAAAUUCAGUCGGUGGAGGGCUUUUUCUGGGUUAGUUAGUAGUUGGCUAAAACCAAGAGUAAAUACAAAUCUAAAAACUAUAAUCAACUGUAAACGGUGUACAUUUCAAACAUACCUUAAUUAUCCAGAUUGUAUAUAGAUAUCAAUCGUAUGUGUACAUUUGCUCCCAAAAACUAUAAAGACUUGAGCUUCAUUCUAUCUUUGAUGUAAGCAUUCUAUGAUAAUAAGUGUAUAAGUUUUAUAUGUGUUUAGAUGGAAACAUAUUUUAGCCAAGCCAUGGCAGUUGGCCUAUUUAAUAAGCAGAAUUAUUCGGUUGAGAUCAAGGCAAGGUAUUGUAGUAAGAAAAGAGAACCUAUUAAACGUUUUUAAAUGUUUUAAACCUAAUGUUAUUGAGACUAUAU